Cololabis saira (Pacific saury) is the source of this 1096-nucleotide messenger RNA. It is a transcript of the gene cbx3a, whose product is annotated as chromobox homolog 3a (HP1 gamma homolog, Drosophila). The transcript has 5 exons. Gene Ontology annotation, biological process: negative regulation of transcription by RNA polymerase II; chromatin organization. Gene Ontology annotation, cellular component: pericentric heterochromatin; nucleus. The coding region runs from base 135 to 665 and encodes 176 amino acids. The record is from RefSeq and is a predicted model, not a curated record. Gene Ontology annotation, molecular function: chromatin binding. Lineage: Eukaryota; Metazoa; Chordata; Actinopteri; Beloniformes; Belonidae.
UUUCCGUAGCGGCGCGGCGUCUCUUUUGGCGCCUUCGUGCAGCAGCAGCAACACUCCUGCAACACUCCUCCAGCAGCUGCACCUCAGGCUCUCAGGCAACUCCCAGGCCAGGCCUGAGUUUUUACGGAGGGAAAAUGGGCAAGAAGCAGAACACCAAGACCAAGAGUAAGGACGCAUCGGACAACCCGGCGGAGGAGCCCGAGGAGUUUGUGGUGGAGAAAGUGCUGGACCAGCGUCUGGUGAACGGGAAAGUGGAGUUCUUCCUGAAGUGGAAAGGUUUUACAGAUGCUGACAACACCUGGGAGCCCGAGGAGAACCUGGAUUGCCCCGAGCUGAUUUCUGCGUUCCUCGAAGCGCAGAAAAACGUAAAGGAGAAGCCCACUCCUGUCAAGAGAAAGUUAUCCACGGAUGAACCAGAAGCAGAGGCCAAGAAAAAGGAUGUGGUUGAAAAACCACGUGGCUUUGCGAGGAACCUUGAUCCAGAGCGAAUUAUUGGUGCAACAGACAGUAGCGGGGAGUUGAUGUUCUUGAUGAAAUGGAAAGACUCAGACGAAGCUGAUUUGGUCCCAGCUCGUGAGGCCAACACUCGUUGCCCUCAGGUGGUCAUUUCCUUUUAUGAGGAGCGACUGACAUGGCAUUCUUGUCCAGAGGAUGAAGCUCAGUAAUGUCCCUGCUGAGCCUUGCACCUCCUCCUCCUACACCCUUCCCAGGACUUGAGUUUCUCCUGUGACCUUCCUCCUAGUUUUUAGCUAUCUUAAUUACUUUUGAAGGUGUUUCAGUGCUAGCAUUAAAUGGCAGUUGUGUUAUACGUUGCUGUUGUACAUACUAGUGAAACAGAUUUUGAAAGUAGGUUUAUUUUGUGAUGAAUCUCUUUGAUAGACAACCCGUAAUCAUACCUGUUCGGUUAAGUUCCCCGCCAUUGUCCCCUUCCCAAUUUCAUUAAGCUGUUAUGUUGUUUUUUUUCUCUUUGUGUUUGUUUUUUUUUCCUUUUUUAUUUUCUUUGUUCACAAGCGCUGAUGUUUUUAAUGUGCUUUUUGUUCACCUUUUUCUGUAAAUAUUAUUUCCAGUACAAAUAAAAGGUUUUUAUGUCACCAAA